CACCCACUCCUGAAAAAAAUUGGGUAUGAAAACCCUGUGAAUAGCAGAGGAGCAUUGUCUGAUUUAGCACCGAAAGGUGAGAGGAUGGUGCAAAAACACCGUGGAGGGUUCCACUCUGCUGUACACAUGAUCACUAGGAGUCCGAAUCCACUCGACGGCACGAACAACAAUAUGGCACCCAGCGUUUAUUGAACGUUUGCUAUGAGCCAAACUAUGCUAACACUCUCUAGUCAUUUUCUCAUUUAAACUCUUGACAACUUUUGAAGCAGAUACUCUUAUUCCCAUCUCGCACAUGAGGAAACUGAGGUUUAGAGAGUCUGAGCAACCUGUCCAAGUCCACAGUUGAUGGAGACAGCUGACCCCCAGAGCCCCCAAUGUUUUGCUGCUAGAGACUUGGAAAAAAAGCCGAGGAUGUCCCAGUUUGCUGUGGAAUUGAAAUGAUCAGGGCUUUAGAGGCCCUCCCAUCCCCACUCACUGGAUGCUAACCCUAGCAUCCCUGCUCCAGAGAGUGGCCUCCACCUCUCCCUCUAUGUUAAAGAAGAGUGGUUUCUGUGGCCACAAAGGUCAGAAGCCAAAGGACAGAGCCUUUCUUCUCUGAUGGCCAGAUCCUUGGCAGAGAAAGGUACUUCUAGGCCUGAGAAUCAGAGGCUGGGGAAGGCUGAGUAGUGAGGAGCUUCCUGGAAGGGCGGAAAAAGUACCAAGUUACAGAAGGCACGGGUUCCAGGUCCUGCUCUACUUCCAACUGACUGUGUGAUCUUGGGCAAGUCCCUUCUCUUCUCUGGGCUUCAGUUUCCCUCCUGUAUAAUGGGAGAAUUCUUCUUGAUGAUCUAAUAAUCUCUUUCCUUCUCCCAGCCUCCUCUGUUCCUUCCUACACGACCCCCUGUCCAAACUGGCUCUGACAUUCCAGAAGCAGCUUUGAACUAAGCUUUGAAGGUCACAGGUGGGAGUUGCAACCCAUCUCUGAGUUUCCUCCUGGGCACUAGGUCCUGAUAGGGUAUCUGGCCUUGUCAGGUUGGAGCCAUCAGGGGGGAGAAAGGCCCUGAGCAUCUGGGGGACCUGCAUUGUGAUGGCCUCAUCGACUAUGACAUCAUCCUCUCUCCCCCCCUUCACUCCUCCCCGAUCAACUGCUCUGCAAACAACCAUCAGUCUGAAUCCCAACGGCCUGAGAAAGUCUUUUCUCCAGUACCUGCUGCUGAUCUUCUGCCUCAGCCAACAAGAAGCACCAUGGAAUUGGAAUUCACUGAGAAAAACUAUGACAGCUUCCUGCUACAGAAACUGAAUGAACAGAGGAAACGCAAAGAGUACUGGGACAUGGCCCUGACUGUGGACCGCCAUGUCUUUUAUGCACAUCGCAAUGUGCUGGCUGCUGUCUCUCCAGCAGUGAAGAGUCUCAUCUCCAGAAAUGAUGUGAAGACCACCGAUGAGCUCUUUAUCACCCUUGACCCCAACUAUGUGAGUCCAGCCACGGUGGACCAGCUCCUGGACUACUUCUACUGCGGCAAGGUGGUGAUCUCGGAGCAGAAUGUGGAGGAGCUCCUUCGUGGGGCCCAGUAUUUCAACACCCCACGCCUUCGAAACCACUGCAGUAACGUCCUGAUUAAAUCCAUUCGCCAUGCCAACUGUUUGCGCUACCUCAUCUUGGCUGAGAUGUUUGGGCUCAAAGAGGUAUCAGACUUGGCCUACUCUGGCAUUCGCGACAACUUCCACUACUGGGCCAGUCCUGAGGGCUCCAUGCCUGAGGGCUUCCUGUGCUGUCCACCUGUCAUCUUUGGCCGCUUGCUUCAAGAUGAAAACUUGCAUGUGCUCAACGAGGACCAGGCUCUCAGUGCACUCCUAAAUUGGGUGUACUUCCAGAAAGAGGAACGGGAGAAGUAUUUCAAGAAGUUCUUUUAUUACAUCAAUCUUAAUGCUGUCUCCAAUAAGAUACUGAUGUUGGCGAGCAACAAGUUGAGGGCCAUGGAGAACAGCUCAGCCCACACAACCUUGAUUGAGAGUGUCCUUGUGGAACGAAAGCAGGAGAGGCCAUCCAGCCUGCUGAGCCACCAGCGGAAAGGGGCCCUGCUUGAUUCGGUGGUCAUCUUAGGUGGCCAAAAGGCCCAGGGCAAGUUCAACAAUGGAGUGUUUGCCUAUAUCAUCCAGGAGAACCUGUGGUUGAAGCUCUCAGAGAUGCCCUAUCAAGCAGCAGGACUUAGUGCCACCUCUACUGGUCGCUACAUCUACAUGUCUGGUGGCACUACAGACCGGAUUUCAGGGCUGAAGAUGGCUUGGCGGUAUGACAUGGAUGACAACUCUUGGACCAAGUUGCCUGACCUGCCAAUUGGACUUGUCUUCCACACCAUGGUGACCUGUGGGGGGACAGUGUACUCAGUGGGUGGGAGCAUUGCCCCAAGACAGUAUGUCUCUGACAUCUAUCAUUUUGAUGAGUGCAAGGAGGCCUGGUGCCUGGCAGGGAAGAUGAGCAUCCCUAUGGAUGGCACAUCUGUGAUCACCAGGGAUGACCAGAAUUUGUACAUUGUCACUGGACGGUGCUUGGUGAAGGGCUCCAUCUCCAGGGUCGGAGUGAUGGACUGCUUUGACACCAACACUGGUAAGGUGGUCCAGAGUAUUACCUUCCCCAUUGAGUUCAACCACCGGCCCCUGCUCUCUUUCAAUCGUGACAACAUCCUCUGCAUGCACAGCCACCGGCAGAGUGUGGAAAUCAGCCUGCAGAAGAAAAAGGCCAACAAGACAACCGAUUCAGUGCCUCUCUUGCCCAACAACUGUCCCCUGGAUGUGUCCCAUGCUAUAUGCUCCAUUGGAGAUGACCGGGUGUUUUUAUGUGGGGGUAUCACCACAGCCAGCGAUCUUCAGAAAAAGGAACACACCAUUAAUCCAAAUGCCUAUUUGCUGGACCAGAAGACAAGCCAAUGGAAAACCCUAGCCCCCCCACCGGAGGCACUGGACUGUCCCACCUGCUGUCUAGCCAAGCUACCUUGCAAGGUUCUUCAAAGGAAUUAAACCACUUUUUAAUUCAGAGAAUAAUUGAAUGCAUUAUUAUUCACAAUUUAAUGAGAGAGAGAAAGAGAGGAAGACGGCCUGUAGGUUUCUUAUUAGUACUUCAGUCUGUGUUUGGCCCUGAAGGGGAGAUCAUGGGCUAGGGCUGCUCCCAGUGGGUGGAAACUCAGGGCUAUUCUGUCACUGGAGGGAUCCCAGCUGAGGCUGGAAU
This is a messenger RNA of Diceros bicornis minor, 3205 nucleotides long. RefSeq names its product calicin-like. The coding region runs from base 1225 to 2997 and encodes 590 amino acids. NCBI's taxonomy places the organism in Eukaryota, Metazoa, Chordata, Mammalia, Perissodactyla, Rhinocerotidae. Gene Ontology annotation, molecular function: protein binding. The record is from RefSeq and is a predicted model, not a curated record. The transcript has a single exon.